This is a messenger RNA of Gamsiella multidivaricata, 2081 nucleotides long. Its product is annotated as kinase-like domain-containing protein. Gene Ontology annotation, molecular function: ATP binding; protein serine/threonine kinase activity. The record is from RefSeq and is a predicted model, not a curated record. NCBI's taxonomy places the organism in Eukaryota, Fungi, Mortierellomycota, Mortierellomycetes, Mortierellales, Mortierellaceae. The coding region runs from base 136 to 1743 and encodes 535 amino acids. Gene Ontology annotation, cellular component: cytoplasm. The transcript has 9 exons. Gene Ontology annotation, biological process: protein phosphorylation; intracellular signal transduction.
CCUCCCACUUGCUCUCCCUUGCUCUUACUGGAAGCCUAUUGUACCCAGCCUACUCUCGGAUUCCAAUUCUACAUCUUGUCGGCAUCAGUCCCUCAACCCAUUCGACCAAUCCAUCCACACAGCUACAGUACAACCAUGCCGGACCCAAUACCGAGGAAUGUCUCCGAGGGAUCAGUCCAGGACGACGAGCAUGACCGCAACUUUACUUCCUUUGCAGAAUACAUUGAUCACUCAAAACACGAUCCAGAAAAGGUUGUUGAAGUCAGUCCCAAUGGCCGAUAUGCAAAGUUGAAUUCUGUCCUCGGAAAAGGUGCCUACAAGAUCGUGUACAAAGGCAUUGACCGCGAAGAAGGCUACGAGGUCGCAUGGAACUGCUUCCAGACCACAAAACAGGAGUAUGCAGAGUUGUCACAGGAGGUCGAGAUCCUAAAACGAGUCCGCCACCCCAAUAUCAUCAACUUUCACGACUGUUGGUACAGCAAUACAGAGUUCAUCUUUAUCACCGAACUCAUGACAUCCGGGACUUUGAGAGAAUAUAUCCGCAAAUUGCAAUCCCCAAAUCUCAAGGUCAUCAAGCGUUGGUGCCGGCAAAUUUUGAAGGGCCUCAUCUAUCUCCACUCGUACGACCCUCCAAUCAUUCACCGCGACAUCAAGUGCGAUAACAUCUUUAUCAAUGGAGCACAUGGCGAGGUCAAAAUUGGAGACAUGGGAACAGCAAAGAUGAAGAUUGGUAAAAAGUACACUGUCAUCGGCACACCGGAGUUCAUGGCACCAGAAAUGUACGAGGAGAAAGGAUACAGUGAAAAAGUCGACAUUUACGCCUUCGGAAUGUGUCUGCUGGAGAUGGUCACCGGUGACUACCCGUAUAAUGAGUGCAAAAAUGCCGCGCAGAUUUAUAAGAAGGUCACACAGGGACUUAAACCGGAGUGCCUCAACAGGAUCAUUGACCCUGAUAUUUUGAGCCUUAUACAACACUGCCUUGCUCCUGAGCACGAUAGAUAUUCAGCUCAAGAGGCGAUCGAUGACCCAUUUUUAGGUGUGGAACCAGAGGUUGUUGUUUUGUCAACGAACGAGACCACGAACCACCUAAUGCUGCAAGUCGUUUUUAAGGGCAUGGACAAGCUGUCUGUUAAAUUCGAAUUUAAUGCCGUUACUGAUACAGCGGAGGAAGUUGUUAAUGAGAUGAUUGAAGAGCAAGUCCUUCCACAGCGAUACAAGAGGAUUAUCACGCACGAUAUCAACCGGAUAUUACGCGAACUGGCGGGGACAGGCGACAAGAAGGAUAGCGCAGGACUUACGCCCUCUUCGCCCAUGAUGAUCAUCAAUGGUCAUUCUCAUGGGCCAAUUUCUCACUUGGCCCUGGAUACUAUUGCCAACUCUCAAACACCUCCUGUCAGAACCGUCAACCACCUGAACCGGAAGAACUCCAACUCGGAGUGGAGUGUGGAGGAGGAAAUUCCUUUCAAAGAAUAUAGCAUGGAUGCACCUAUCGAGGAUUUGGUUAAUGACACGGCGAUGGCGUACCAUCGCGGACCAGACAAAGCGAACGAAUGGCUUGCUAAGCUCAAAAAUCAGGACAUCAUGACGAUCGGAGAUCUUAAAGAUCUACAGGAUUCGGACUGGGCCGGGUUCGACCUCACGGUCUUUGCCUCGCGCGCUCUGAGGAACAGGUUGUUCGGCAAGAGACCUAACACUCUAAGCAGGAAUUCAUCAAGCACCACUGUCAAUGACGACGGUCUCUAAAGCAUACCUCCGCUAGCAUCUCUUCUUUCUUAUAUUCGGACGCAAGAAAUACUUUUAUAAGGCGCCUGAGGAGAUGUGCAAGAGACCAUGACAAUGACCCGAUAGCACUUUUUUCAUCAUUUUCAUUUUCGCUUUUCUCUUCUUUUCUUCGACCGUGUCUCAUUGUACCCUUACACACCCUUACACCUUAUUCUCAAACAAAAGCACAAGGUAAUAAUAAUCAACUCACAACUAGACAUCUCCAAUGUAUAGACCCACAACCCAUAGUUUGAAUGUCAGUGCUUUAUACGUAUUUUUAAGUCAAUAACAUGAACAUUAAAACUUAUCUAUAUACCCUU